Messenger RNA from Mirounga angustirostris (Northern elephant seal), 4308 nucleotides. RefSeq names its product carboxypeptidase X, M14 family member 2 (gene CPXM2). The transcript is spliced from 15 exons. Lineage: Eukaryota; Metazoa; Chordata; Mammalia; Carnivora; Phocidae. Bases 91 to 2511 code for a protein of 806 amino acids. The record is from RefSeq and is a predicted model, not a curated record. Gene Ontology annotation, biological process: peptide metabolic process; protein processing. Gene Ontology annotation, molecular function: zinc ion binding; metallocarboxypeptidase activity.
CGCCCCCGCUCCGCGCCGCCGCCCGCGCCCGCGGCCCGCCCGGCGCUCCCGGGGCCCGUGACCCUGCCCGGGGCGCGGGGCCGAGCGGGCAUGGCCCGCCGGGGGGCCGCCGCGCUGGCACUGGCCCUCGCGCUGCUGGCGGUGGUCCUGGCCGGGGUGGGCGCCCAGGGCGCAGCCCUCCAGGCCCCGGACUACUACGUGCAGGAGACCUGGAGCCGGGAGCCCUACUACGCGCGCCGGGAGCCCGAGCCCGAGCCCUUCUCGCCGCCGCUGCCCGCGGGGACCGGGGACGGGGAGCGGGAGCCGCGCCCGCCGGAGCCCAGGCCGCCCAAGAAGGCGACCAAGCCCAAGAAAGCGCCCAAGAGGGACAAGUUGGCUCCGGAGACGCGUCCACCAGGUAAAAAUAGCAACAGAAAAGGCGUGAGGACUAAGAGCUCUGAGAAGGCUGCCAACGGUGAUCACAGCGUUCCCGUGGCCCGUGGUGAUGUCAGCAAGGGUUGCCCACCUCUUGGUCUGGAAACCUUAAAAAUCACAGACUUCCAGCUUCAUGCAUCUACUUCCAAGCGCUACGGCCUCGGGGCGCAUCGAGGGAGACUCAACAUCCAGGCAGGUAUUAAUGAAAAUGACUUUUACGAUGGGGCGUGGUGUGCAGGAAGGAAUGACCUCCAUCAGUGGAUUGAAGUGGAUGCUAGACGUCUGACCAAAUUCACUGGUGUCAUCACUCAAGGAAGGAACUCACUUUGGCUGAGUGACUGGGUGACCUCCUACAAGGUUAUGGUGAGCAAUGACAGCCAUACAUGGGUCACUGUUAAGAACGGAUCUGGAGACAUGAUAUUUGAAGGAAACAGUGAAAAGGAGAUCCCUGUCCUCAACGAGCUGCCCGUCCCCAUGGUGGCCCGCUACAUCCGCAUCAAUCCACGGUCCUGGUUCGACAACGGGAGCAUCUGUAUGAGGAUGGAGAUCCUUGGCUGUCCACUGCCAGAUCCAAAUAACUAUUAUCACCGAAGGAACGAAAUGACCACCACUGAUGACCUGGAUUUUAAGCACCACAACUAUAAGGAAAUGCGCCAGCUGAUGAAGGUUGUGAACGAAAUGUGCCCCAACAUCACCAGAAUUUACAACAUUGGCAAGAGCCACCAGGGCCUGAAGCUGUAUGCCGUGGAGAUCUCCGACCACCCUGGGGAGCAUGAAGUCGGUGAGCCGGAGUUCCACUACAUCGCAGGGGCCCAUGGCAACGAGGUGCUGGGCCGAGAGCUGACCUUGUUCCUGAUGCAGUUCCUGUGCCAAGAGUACUUGGCCCACAACGCGCGCAUCGUCCACCUGGUGGAGGAGACCCGGAUUCACAUCCUCCCCUCCCUCAACCCCGAUGGCUACGAGAAGGCCUACGAAGGGGGCUCGGAGCUGGGUGGCUGGUCCCUAGGGCGCUGGACCCACGAUGGCAUCGACAUCAACAACAACUUUCCCGACUUAAACACGCUGCUCUGGGAGGCAGAGGACCGACAGAACAUUCCAAGGAAAGUUCCCAAUCACUAUAUUGCAAUCCCUGAGUGGUUUCUGUCUGAAAAUGCCACGAGUUUUGCUGUUAUUCAGCUCGUUGCUUAUGUCGUAGCAACUAGGUUGUCAGCAACUAGAUUAGAUCGUCUUGUCGCAUUUUCCACUGUCUGGGUGCUGCCGAGUGUAUACUUAUCAUGUCAUGUAACCUAUUCUUCUGUGUUUCCGGUGGCGGUAGAGACCAGGGCUGUCAUAGCGUGGAUGGAAAAAAUCCCCUUUGUCCUGGGCGGCAACCUGCAGGGGGGCGAGCUGGUGGUGGCGUACCCCUACGACAUGGUGCGGUCCCUGUGGAAGACACAAGAGCCCAGCCCCACGCCCGACGACCACGUGUUCCGCUGGCUGGCCUACUCCUACGCCUCCACGCACCGCCUCAUGACCGAUGCCAGGAGGAGGGUGUGCCACACAGAGGACUUCCAGAAAGAGGACGGGACUGUCAAUGGGGCCUCCUGGCACACUGUCGCCGGAAGUCUCAAUGAUUUCAGCUACCUUCACACCAACUGCUUCGAGCUGUCUAUCUACGUGGGCUGUGACAAGUAUCCGCACGAGAGUGAGCUGCCCGAGGAGUGGGAGAAUAAUCGAGAGUCCUUAAUCGUGUUCAUGGAGCAGGUCCAUCGCGGCAUCAAAGGUGUGGUGAGGGACUUCCAUGGGAAAGGAAUUCCGAAUGCCAUUAUCUCUGUGGAAGGCGUUAACCAUGACAUCCGAACAGCCAGCGAUGGGGAUUACUGGCGCCUCCUGAACCCCGGAGAGUAUGUGGUCACAGUCAAAGCCGAAGGGUUCACCUCAUCCACCAAGAACUGCAUGGUCGGCUAUGACAUGGGGGCCACGCAGUGUGACUUCACACUCAGCAAAACCAACCUGGCCAGGAUCAGGGAGAUCAUGGAAAAGUUCGGGAAACAGCCCAUCAGCCUGCCAGCCAGGCGGCUGAAGCUGCGGGGGCGGAAGAGACGACAGCGCGGGUGACCUCCCAACACUUGAGACCUGUCCCGGACCCGUGCAAAUUAAACUACCCCCAGUUGUAGCUCCAUAGAGGACUCGCUCCCUAUUGUUUUCUCUGUAAUUCACGAAGGCCUGGGAGAAUGUGUGUAUUGAAAGCCUGGUCCCGAGGGGAGGGCUGAAAGCUUAGGAUAUUUGUUGUUGUCUUUGUCCCAUUUAUCCAAAUAACUCAGAUCAGCAGAGAAAGGCUGGUAGGAGUGAGAAUUCAGCAACUCAACCUGAGAAUUAGAGACAGAGAGGGGGUUUGCCAGCUCGGGGUCUCCUGGCUGCACCGGAAGGGAAGCCGGUGCUCCCCUCCCCCUACUUGCUUGUGUUAGAUCACACGGAAUAGAACAUUUCCGUGACUUCCAAGGCUUGUGACAGCAAGAGGUCCUCGUGCAUUUGCAUUUUGCGUGGCUCCAGUUGCAGCACUCCUGGGGCCCUGCGGUGCCAGAAGUUACCAUCUGAGAUGCUCACGGGCAUUCUGACAGAACCCACCCUCUCUGGCCCCGGGACAUUCCAAGCUGCCACAGAUUAAUUCCAUGCUCUGUUGACAACAGAGCCAUUACCAAGUGAGCAUCUGUGAGCCUCUUGAAUCCAUAUAGUCCCCCUUUCCACAAAGGACUGUGUUUAUAAAAGGAGAAAAAUGCUGAACUAGUUCACCAGUGAUUGGUGGGCAGCCGGAGUGCAGGGUCCACAGAGAACCCCCAGGCUCCCUGCUGGUCCAGCAGCCCCGGGUGCCGCCCUGGACAGGGACAAGCAGAAGAAGGCGCCCUUCCCAAGGGAGUCGAUCACUCAGCCUGGCUCCCCUCUUUGACCUGCAGGACUCGAGAAGGGCCGGAGGGAGGCUGACUUGCAACCCUCUCUCUGCUCAAGAUGUUCCUCCUUUCAUAGAAAUGAGCGCUCAUAAGUUGGCCUAACAUCACCAAGGGAGUUAUUUUUGAUGUGUGGGAUGCCAGACCUUCCACUUAGGCCAAAUGUGAUGAAAAGCUCUUAGAGUUAUCUGUGGAAUAUUGGUUUGGGAGGGGUGAUACAAGAAAACACUUUGUCUUCUUUGUAUGAACGUUGCUGCCUCACUGACCUGGGGAGAGUAAGAAGAAUAAAGCAAGCUGAUGGUGAGAUCCUUCCAGCGUGUGGUUUUCCUGGGCAGACUCGCCACCACCCAAAUGCCAUGCCCACUGCCUCUCCCUGAGGUCAGUCCCUCCAGAGGCGGUGCCGGCCUGGGGAGGGGUACCCUGUGCCCCUCACCAAGCUUGGUACUGCUGCUGACAGCUGUGUGUCUCCUGCCUCCUUCCCAGGGGAGCCACGUGCCUGGGUAAAAUCAUCCUGAUGCUGGGCAGCCACUGGUGACUGCUGGGGAUGCCAGCGAGCAUCUUUCCAGAAAAGAUCCUUAUGCAGCUUUCCGACCGUCUACCCCAGAGAUGGCAAACUUGCCUUAUAAAGGAUCAGGUAGUAAAGAUUGCGGGCUUUGCGGCCAGUUUCGGUCGCAGGUACUCAGCUCGGCUGCGGUAGCUCAGAAGCAGACAGGCAUGUAAUACACCAAAGAGCAAGCGUGGCUGUGUUUCAAUAAAACUUUAUUUACAAAAACACGUGAUAGUUGGAUUUGAACCCCCAGGCUGGGGCACAGCUCGCUGACCCCCAUUCCAAAUCAGCACUAUGCAAUAGAACUUUCCAUGGUGAUGGAAAGGUUCUAUUCCGUGCGAUCUAACACAGUAGCCCCUGGCCGCGUGUGGCUAGAGAGUGCUGGAAACGUGGCUCGUGCAACUGGGGGCCAGAAUUGCUGGU